Asterias rubens (European starfish) is the source of this 2808-nucleotide messenger RNA. RefSeq names its product regulator of G-protein signaling 9-like. The record is from RefSeq and is a predicted model, not a curated record. Gene Ontology annotation, biological process: G protein-coupled receptor signaling pathway; intracellular signal transduction; regulation of G protein-coupled receptor signaling pathway. NCBI's taxonomy places the organism in Eukaryota, Metazoa, Echinodermata, Asteroidea, Forcipulatida, Asteriidae. The coding region runs from base 170 to 1978 and encodes 602 amino acids. The transcript has 14 exons.
AAUCGCUAAGCUACGGUGUAAUAUACACUUAAAUUCCACCGCGUUUAUGGAACAAUGAUUUCAACUCAUAUGCUUUGACCGGCACGUACAUAUUCCAGGAGAUAUUUAUGAAAAAGGUGAUUCUAGGGACCACAAUUCGGCCAAAUAAUGCUUUUGGUUGGAACGAGUAAUGGAUUUAGACCAAAGUGCCGCGCCGAAGCAGCUAGUUUUUGCCAAGAUAGAGAAAAUAAUUCGAGAUAUGCAGCAUCAUGAUCGAGGAAUCAAGACUAGAUCACAGAAGGUUUUUCUGACGUCCAUUCCUUGUGCUUUUACAGGUUCGGAGUUGAUCGAGUGGAUAAUGGACAAGCUGCACGUCCAAAGUACUAUCGAAGCAGUUCACGUCGGCAACCUCAUCUGUCACUAUGGUUACAUCUUCCCUGUACAAGACACCAAGAUGAUCGUCCUUAAAGAUGAUGCAACGAUGUACAGGUUCCAGAGCCCGUACUUCUGGCCUUCCCAGAGCAGCCUGGAUCCCGACAACACAGAUUAUGCCAUUUAUCUGGCCAAGCGGUCGAUGAGAAAUAAGCAGCAGCACGGUUUGGAGGAAUUUGAAUCGACUGCUUUUAAUAAACUACAGCGGAUGUUGAGACAUAAGUGGGAUUUCGUCCUGGUGCAAGCUCAAGAACAACUCAGAUUAGCCAAACAUCGGAAGAAAGCUGACAGGAUCGUCGUUGACAGUCAGGAAAAGGCGUACUGGAAAACUCACAGACCACCGCCUGGUCAGAUAAAUUCAUUAGAGACGGACAUCAGGAGGUCGUACCGUCCGUUCGCUCUCAUUCAAAACAAGAAGCGGACGACAGAGGAGCUGAAGAAAGAGGUGGCUUAUUUGGCGAGGCAUGUAUCCAAAGCAAAACUCACAACGUCAAAAGCAUUAGAGGGUAUGGUGAGACGAUGCGAUCGGUAUGCUGAGCAUGAUCCGUUUCUAGCGGGAGCACAGCCUAGCAACCCGUGGGUAACGGAUGACACUACAAUGUGGACGCUAAACACAAUGCUUGUUGACACACCGACCGAGCGACGAAUCAGCCGGUGGUGCAUCAGUCUCCGAGAGCUCCUCCGAGACGCAACGGGACGUCACGAAUUUGAGAUGUUCCUCAAGAAAGAGUACAGCCAGGAAAACAUCCGAUUCUGGCAGGCUUGUGAGGAGCUCAAGUAUGCCCCGCAGUCCGCAGUACCCGACCAGGUGCAUGAGAUUUAUCGAGAGUUUCUUGCUCCGGGCGCACCGUGUGAGAUCAACGUGGAUGGAAGGACGGUGGAAAUGACACAGCUCGCCUUAAGGAAACCGAACCGGUUUGCCUUCGAGGCAGCUCAGCAUCACAUCUUUCUACUGAUGAAGAAAGAUAGCUACCCAAGGUUCAUGAGAUCCAAUGAGUUCAAGAAACUGCUCUCCAAUGCGAUGAGCUGUAACAUAAAGAAAAAGUUUUUCCCCUUCGGCCGCAACUUCAUGAGGACAUCCAAGGUGACCCCAGACGCGACACCGAUGUCUUUAAGAAGACGAGGGAGCUUAGGAGAUGAAGAUGGAGAAAGACAAUGCGUGGGAGAGACUGGGAUGGUUCACUCCCUCAGCGCCAGUAACUUGCAAGACUAUGAACUCAAUAAAAUAUACAAUGUUAAAACGGUGAACAGCAGCAGUAGAGCAUCAAUUGAGAAUGGGGUUCAGCAACAGAGGAAAUCUAUCAGGUUCUCGUCGCUGCAGCCGAUAGACAAGACAACCCUCAUCCACAACAACUCCCUCAACAGGCUAGAGUUGGCCAACCAUAACGGUAUCGCGGAGCGAGGUGGCGGUGGGAACGUCAUCAUGAAUUCGCACAACAUCACUACGACCACCUUCACAACGACCAAUGGCAGCAGCCGAGACACGCAACAGUUGUUCACUGUGCCAACGUGUAAUCUGCCCACCAAGAAAAGUUUAAUCACACCGUGGGAAGAAGAUGGAAGCUGACCCUAGUUCAAAGGUCAAAGGGUCAUUAGCGUGAACUUGUUAACGUGAUAUUUAUAAACUUUUAAACUUCGGGAAAUGAAUUACAGUUGAUUUGUUUCUGUUCUGAGGAAAUAUCUUUGGAGUUUUAUCUACAAUGCAGCUGUGAUUUGGCUUACACAAAGACGACAAUGGUGUACUUUCGUCAAGGGCAGUUUUAAAGAUUUUAAGGUCUUUUUUUUCAUCGUCUUACUUAAUCGUUAAGGGAAUUUGGAAAAGGAUUUCUUUGUUACUUUAUGGUUAAACAGUUGAACAUCCUAAUCUUAUUCAAAAUGCAUUUUUGAGACUUGUUGUGAGUUCAACAAUCAAAUCCGCUUAGCAAUUCUUCUUGCUAAAUAGAUCUGCUGUUCAUUUUAUUCAGUUGGUUGCUGAACACACUGUCUUUAGUAUAAGGUAUACAGAGCAUUCACUGUGACUGCUACUAAUCAUCGGGAGAAUCAGUGAAGGUGGAAGUGGAUUGAAUCAAUCUUGGAAUGGAAAAAAAGCAUGGACAGCAACGAUGGGUUUAUGAGGGCAGGAGGAAAGUAGGACAACUAAAAACAACAUGGAGGAGUAAAGAAUGGAACGAUAACUGCCACUGUAGCAUCAGUUCCUGAUGAGGGCAGGAGAAAGGUCGGACAGCCAAGAGGAGUACUAAAAAUGUGUAUGGCGGAUUACUGCUAUAUGGAGGAUUACUAAAGAGGGAUGACAAUUCGCAGGGGCAAUGAUGUGAGGGGAAGUUCCAACUUCAUAGAGCUAGUCUGCUUAAGCGGAAAAUAUUGCUAAGCAGAAAUUAGCAGAGUACCAGUCACAGA